Messenger RNA from Thelazia callipaeda (thelaziosis nematode), 930 nucleotides. The record is from the annotation of a GenBank genome assembly. NCBI's taxonomy places the organism in Eukaryota, Metazoa, Nematoda, Chromadorea, Rhabditida, Thelaziidae.
AUGGAACUCGUUGAACAUACGCAAUCCGCGAGCAAAGUAACUUCGAUAUCACGGAAGUUUUCUUCUUCUCCACUGCAUGCUUCAGAAUUAUGUAGUGCAGCAACACAAGUUUCUACAUCAGAAAAUGAAAGCAACAGGAAAUAUGAAAAUUGCGAACUUCUUAAAACUAAUGAAGUAUUACGCGGCAGAUAUAAGGUUGAAAGUAAAUUGGCUCGUGGUGGCUGUAGUCAAAUUUAUCGUGGUUAUGACUUGGUAAAAUGUAAACCGGUUGCAGUGAAAGUUGCAACAUCAAGAAUCGACCCUAGAAGAAUGAAAAUCGAGCAAAUUGUUCUUACUAUUUUGCGUGGAAAGAAUCAUUUUGUAUCCUUGAUUGGCAUGGGACAAAUUCGUGGAGCACCUUAUCUAAUAAUGGAACUUGUUGGUCAUAAUCUUUCUGAUAUACGAAGACGUUUACCUGGAAGACAUUUCCAGCCUAUUACAGUUUAUAGAAUAUCUAUGCAGGUAAUGAGUGCACUACACGAUCUUCAUAGCUUUGGUUUCUUGCACCGUGACAUCAAGCCAUCAAACCUGUGCAUUGGUAGAGGCAUUAAUAGACGUAUGAUUUAUCUCGUAGAUUACGGAAUGGCAAGAAUGUUUAUGGAAAUUGAUGGUAGAGCACGAUCACCGCGUAAACAUGUUGGUUUUCGUGGUACACCUCAUUAUGUAUCUUUGGCAGUACAUUCACGUCGUGAAACAGGUCCUUGUGAUGACUUGAUUGGAUGGUUUUAUUCCAUGGUAUUUGCAGUUGAGUUGAUCAAUGGAAAAUUACCAUGGAGCAAUUUCAAAUCUAUCAAGGAUAUUGAAAUUUCCAAAAAAAAGGAAGGUUUAGAAAGCUUGUGCAAGAAUCAUCCAAAAACCUCUUUGGAAUUCGUCAAGUUAAGUGAAAUUUAA